Messenger RNA from Linepithema humile (Argentine ant), 3900 nucleotides. RefSeq names its product Secretory 24CD (gene Sec24CD). Gene Ontology annotation, molecular function: zinc ion binding; SNARE binding. Gene Ontology annotation, cellular component: endoplasmic reticulum exit site; COPII vesicle coat. Gene Ontology annotation, biological process: COPII-coated vesicle cargo loading; intracellular protein transport; endoplasmic reticulum to Golgi vesicle-mediated transport. NCBI's taxonomy places the organism in Eukaryota, Metazoa, Arthropoda, Insecta, Hymenoptera, Formicidae. The record is from RefSeq and is a predicted model, not a curated record.
GAUUAUUAAUUAAUGUUUUUUAUUCAAAAAUUUUUCAAAAGAAACACGUUCGGGACUUUAAUUGACAACACUGCUUUUUAUACCAAAUCAAUGGCGGCUGAUCAUGUGAUCGAAAAAAGAAAAGAUUAAAGGUGACGUGUAAAUAUACUGGUUAUAUUAUGAUGCUAUAUUAAAGAGAAGGCUUAUAAAAAAGAUGAUAAAAUUUGCCUGCCAUUUUUUUUUUUGGUCAUUCCGCGCUUUGAGAGCCACCUUUCCCGGCGAAUUCCAGCAUAUAAGUAUAUAUAUGUAGUUCAAUGGUUUACAGAUAAAAUCUGGAAUGUAGCAUGACGUGUCUUGUCAGCAUGUAUUGAACGCAUGCGCAAUGCCGCCUUACGUGGCAUCGGCAGCGAUUGUAAUUGCAUCGACAUACGUUAUCUUGUACGUUUUCGCGUAAACAUUUUCGGCGAUAUUAAGUUUUGUUAUGACUCAAAUACAUAUUGCGAUAUAAUAUGCAGCACAUUCAGGAAAUAGGUAGGCAACAUCCGUAUGCCACACCUGUACCUCCAAUGAACAAUCAGCAAAACUUUUCAAGACCAUCAAUUGUGGAUCAGCAGAACUUGCCAGGCCCGCACCCUCACCUGUUGCCUACGCAAUCUAUAGAUCAUUCUCAUGCGACGAGUCCUCCAAUGACAGAUAUUCCUGGUUCUCAAAUGCCUCCAUAUUUAUCUGCAGGCCCUCAUGGACAUGGGCAGUCUUCUGUAGGUUAUCAGUCACAAGUGACUAAUCUUCCGAAUACUAGUUUACCUCAGUCUGGAAUAGGAUCAUACAACUCGGCACCACCAUUACCAUCACAGGCUGUAGCGAGUCCCCCAGGCCCAGGUUUAUCGCAAUUUGAAUCGAGACAAUUUGCUCCUCCUCUUUCUACGAUGGUGCAAUCUAUAGUGAAUCCUUCAGGGCCUAACUUUUCUCAAGCUCGACAAAAACCAUAUCCGCAAACGGUACCUCCAAUGCCAGGUCAAACCAUAACGAGUCCCACAGGACCAGGCUUAUCACAGCCUGGGCAAAGGCAAUAUAGCUCUGGACCUCCACUGCCAGGGCAAAACUUAUCCAGUCCUUUAGGAAUGAAUCGUGCAGCACCUGGUGUUACUCCAAGCUAUCAACAACCAGUGUAUCAACAAUCAGGAUAUCAUAAUCAAAUGGACAUGUAUAACACUCAAAGAAGUUCAUAUCAAAACAGUGCGUCUAAUGCUACAGGAUAUCAACCAGGAUUGCAACCUCAACAAGCUAGACGACUUGAUCCAGAGCAAAUGCCAAGUCCAAUUCAAGUAAUGCAAGAUGAUCAAAAUACAAGAGGCGGAGUAUUUGUAACAAAUCAGAGAGGUCUGGUACCACCACUGGUAACGACAAAUUUCAUAACUCAGGAUCACGGAAAUGCAUCUCCCAGAUAUAUGAGAUCUACUAUGUAUACUGUUCCCACUACUGCUGAUAUUAUAAAGCAGACCAAUAUUCCCUUUGGACUUGUGAUAAGCCCAAUGGCUCGUAUCAUGCAAGGAGAAUGCGAACCACCGAUUGUAGAUAUGGGUGAAGUCGGGCCGGUACGUUGUGUACGUUGUAAAGCAUACAUGUGUCCAUUUAUGCAAUUUGUUGAUGCUGGUCGAAGAUUCCAGUGCAUGUUUUGUAAAGCGACAACAGAAGUUCCGAGUGAGUACUUUCAACAUUUAGACCAUACAGGUCAACGUUUGGAUCGCUACGAGAGGCCUGAAUUAAUGCUGGGUACAUUCGAAUAUAUAGCCACGAAGGAUUAUUGUAGGGACAACAUUUUCCCAAAAUCACCAGCCAUUGUGUUCGUAAUUGAUGUGUCGUAUAAUACAGUUAAAUCUGGUUUAGUAAAUUUGCUAUGUACAAAAAUGAAGUCUAUUAUAAAGAACUUACCAAUUGAUGCCGGACAAACCAAAAGUAACAUGAAAAUUGGGUUUAUUACCUAUAAUAAUACUGUACAUUUCUAUAACAUCAAUUCUUGUCUCGCUCAACCACAAAUGAUGGUUGUUGGAGAUAUUCAAGAUGUAUUUAUGCCACUUUUGGAUGGAUUUUUAUGCGACAUUGAGGAGAGCGAAACAGUUAUUGACAGUCUUAUGACACAAAUUCCUCAAAUGUUUGCGGACACUCGAGAAACAGAAACAAUUCUUGCUCCUGCUAUACAAGCUGGAUUAGAAGCAUUAAAGGCGUCCGAACGUUCUGGUAAAUUAUUGGUAUUUCAUUCGUCAUUACCAAUCGCUGAAGCGCCUGGGAAAUUGAAAAAUCGUGAUGAUCGUAAAGUACUUGGAACAGAUAAAGAAAAAACGGUAUUAGUGCCACAAAACAAUGUCUAUAAUAAUUUGGGUCAAGAAUGUGUGGGUGCAGGUUGCAGCGUAGAUCUGUUUAUCUUUAAUAAUUCCUAUGUAGAUAUAGCAACAAUUGGUCAAAUUUGUCGUCUUACUGGAGGAGAAGUUUAUAAAUAUACUUACUUUCAGGCUGAAAUCGAUGGUGAAAGAUUAAUUUCAGAUGUUAUUAAUAAUAUUAGUAGACCGAUCGCUUUUGACGCUGUUAUGCGAGUACGUACAUCUACGGGUGUUAGAGCAACUGAUUUUUAUGGGCACUAUUUUAUGUCCAAUACAACUGAUAUGGAAUUAGCCAGUAUAGAUUGCGAUAAGGCUAUUGGAAUAGAAGUUAAGCACGAUGACAAAUUGACGGAUGACGAAGGUGUCUAUAUUCAAGUAGCUUUGUUAUAUACUUCUUGCGGUGGUAUAAGAAGAUUGCGAAUUAUAAAUCUAAGUCUGAAAACAUCGUCGCAAAUGGUCGAAUUAUAUCGUGCGUGCGACUUGGAUGCUAUUAUAAAUUACUUCUCGAAGCAAAAUGUUUUCAAAUUAUUGGAAUCUACUCCAAAAACGGUGAAGGAUAAUUUGAUUGCAAGAUGCGCGAAUAUGUUGGCUAUAUAUCGAAAACACUGUGCAACACCAUCCAGUGCUGGACAAUUGAUAUUACCAGAAUGUAUGAAAUUACUUCCGCUUUACAUCAACUGUUUACUGAAAAGUGAUGCACUAUCAGGAGGAGCUGAUAUGACUAUUGAUGAUAGAUCUUACGUCAUGCAAGCGGUUGCAACUAUGCCUAUUUUCAUAUCUAUUGCAUAUACUUAUCCUAGAUUAUUUCCCUUGCACGACAUCGAUCCUCAAGAUACGGAAUUGCCUCCGAUGUUACGCUGUUCUAUCGAUAAAUUUACGGAUGAUGGUGCUUAUUUGCUCGAGAACACCAUCCAUAUAUUCUUAUGGUUGGGUAUGGCACUUUCUUCCCAAUGGGUGCAGAGUGUUUUUGGCGUAUCUUCGGUGGUCCAAGUCGAUACAGAUCGCACUGUACUGCCAGUAUUAGACACUCCUUUGAAUAACAGGAUCACAAAUAUUAUCAAUCGUAUACGUGGCGAAAGACAUCGUUGUAUGAGAUUAACAAUAGUGAGACAACGUGAAAAACUAGAGAUGGUGUUGCGUCAUUUCUUAGUUGAAGACAGAGGAAAUGAUGGAAGCCCUAGCUACGUCGAUUUCCUAUGCCAUAUGCACAAGGAAAUAAGAACACUACUUAGUCAAUAAAUAAUUUUUUAAGUAAUCAACUAUUUUGUAUUCUAACUCUAGCUCUUUCUGUCGAUGAUUUAUUAUCAUGUUAUUUUGAAUGAAUUCAAUUAAAGCUUUGUAUUCAAUCAUUGUACUUUUAUGCGCGCGUCUGCAUGCGUAUUGAAAAAAAUGAAACGUGAACAUUAUCUACGUAAAUAGGAUAGAUGUGGAAAAAAUACAAAUGUAUUCUUCAACAAAUGUAAAAUUAUUUUCUUCUGAAGGAGAAGUUAAGUGGUGAUUGAAUUAAUCAAUUGAUCAAAUAAUUAUAUUUAAAAAGAAUGCA